AUGAUACAUGGGGAUCCACGUGAUUGGCCUGCCGGCCACUUCCGUUUGUGGCGAGUUCGUGGCCUGCCCGAGUUCGUUCGUACUUUCCGCGCAACUACAUUCGAGCUUGUCGGUCAAAUGGGUCUAUUUGGCACCAAAGCACCAGAGAAACCAGAUCCUGUUUCCAGAUCAGAUAGGCAGAAAUGCUGGGAUAGCAGAGAUGCCUAUUUCGCCUGCCUUGAUGAGAAGGGCAUCGUGAAAGCUGGCGAUGAAGGCAAUGCAUGCGCGUCCCAAGUAGCCGCUUAUGAGAAAAACUGCGCCAAAAGCUGGAUUGAUUAUUUCAACAAACGACGGGUACUCGCGGAACAGCAACAAGGUGUACUGACACAAGCCAAGAUCCAAGCCAAUGCUGCCGGACGGCCGUAG
Molecule: messenger RNA, 405 nt
Organism: Fibroporia radiculosa
Lineage: Eukaryota; Fungi; Basidiomycota; Agaricomycetes; Polyporales; Fibroporiaceae
Exons: 2
Coding region: 1-405 (134 amino acids)
Cellular component (GO): mitochondrion; respiratory chain complex IV
Source: RefSeq, a predicted model, not a curated record